AUGAGCACAAUCAAGAUCGCAACUCAUAACGGACAUUUUCAUUGUGAUGAAAUAUUCGCUUGUUUCCUCUUGAAAAAUCUACCUCGAUACGCAGAUGCAGAAAUUGUCAGAACUCGCGAUCCAAAGGUUCUAGCUGAAUGCCAUACAGUUGUUGAUGUCGGCGGUGUCUUCGAUGCUGAACAAAGACGUUUUGAUCAUCAUCAAAAGACAUUUACAGAUACGUUUCAUUCUCUACGACCGGAGAAACCUUGGACGAUCAAAUUGUCCAGUGCUGGUCUAGUUUAUGUUCACUAUGGCAAAGAAAUUAUAGAAGAAUUGCUGAAAAAAGAAUCUCUGGAAGAACAUGAACGAAACCAUUUGACUGAAAUCUUGUUCGAUAAAAUGUACGAAAAUUUCGUGCAAGAAAUUGACGCUAUUGAUAACGGAAUUGAUAUUGGCGAGAAUAUCAAAUAUAAAAUUAAUACGAAUCUUAGCGCACGCAUUGGUUUCUUCAAUCCAGGCUGGAAUGACCCUAAUCCGGCCGAAACGGAAGAAACGGGAUUUGAACAAGCCAUGCAAUUGAUUGGUAAAGAAUUUCUUGAUAAAUUUCAUUAUUAUAUUCGUCAAUGGUGGCCAGCAAGAGCUCUACUUGAACAAGCCAUUGCUAAACGUUUCGAGAUUGAUCCAUCCGGUUCUAUACUUGUUUUCGACCGUUCAUUUCCGUGGCGUGAACAUCUGUUUGACAUUGAAACUGAACAAAAAGAUACUCUUGGCGAUACAAUUAAAUAUGUACUGUAUCCUGACUUGAACAAAACUUGGCGUAUCCAAGCUGUUCCAUUGAACAACAAAUCAUUCGAUAAUCGUUUGUCAUUACCAAAACAAUGGCAAGGCUUACGCGAUGAUGAAUUGAGCGCGAAAGCUGACAUACCAGGAUGUGUGUUCGUGCAUGCAUCCGGUUUCAUUGGUGGUAAUCUCACUUUUGAAGGUGUUCUAACAAUGGCCAAACGUUCGUUGGAAAUAGGAAACUCCAACAAGCGUAAGAUUGAAGAAUGA
This is a messenger RNA of Adineta ricciae, 1032 nucleotides long. The record is from the annotation of a GenBank genome assembly. Lineage: Eukaryota; Metazoa; Rotifera; Eurotatoria; Adinetida; Adinetidae.